AUGCCCAAAGACGCAAUGACCUUCUUGCCCGUCAUUUCGCGAGUACUCGUCCUCGAUGGUGUGGCUGAAUCGGCUGUAAUGAAACUACGUCAAGCCGGUGUGGAGGUUCUCGUGGGCCCAAGUGGCUUAUCCGCAGCGGAUCUGGUGAACAUCAUCACAGACUUUACUCCCGCUGCGGUGAUUGUUCGCUCGGCCACCAAACUGCCAGCUGCUGUCAUUAAGGACGUGGCCUUUUGUGUUCGUGUUAUAGCUCGUGCUGGUGUGGGAGUGGACAACAUUGACGUUGAAGCUGCUCGCCAGGAGGGGAUCCUUGUAGUCAACGCUCCUCUUGGUAACAUCAUAUCUGCUGCCGAACACACCUGCGCUCUACUUCUCUCUCUUGCCCGCCAACUACCCGUGGGUCAAGUACGCUUAGACGCUGACCACGAUCUCACUACUGCCUGGAAUGUAAGCAAGAAGGCCACGAGUCCCGGCCAACAGCACUGCAUCACGGAGAUUGCCGGCAAAACGAUUGGUCUCGUAGGUCUAGGAAAGAUUGGUGCUGCCGUUGGCGCUCGAAUGCACGCCUUUGGUGCACGCAUAAUCGGUCAUGACCCAGUGUGGCCCCUAGGAGAGGACAGCGGGCAGCUUCCUACCUGGCUCUCUGGUCUCUGCAGCCUCGAGAAGCUCUGGCCACAGGCUGACUACAUCAGUCUCCACGUACCCCUAACACCUUCUACUCAUCAUCUGAUUUGUGCAGACGUCUUGGUCAAGUGCAAGCCCGGAGUGCGCAUCAUUAAUUGCUCGCGUGGUGGAGUGGUUGAUGAAAUGGCUCUGUUGGACAGCCUGAAGUCAGGACAUUGCGCCGCGGCAGCCCUUGAUCUGCUGGAGCAUGAACCACCGGGAGGAACGUCAUCCGAGGCCGCUGCCCAACUGGCCACUCUACCCAACGUUAUCUUAACUCCCCACCUGGGCGCUAGUUCCUUUGAGGCCCAGAUCCGUGUGGCUGAGGAAGUGGUGGAAGCUAUUUUGGCUAUUGGUAAUCGACAGGCCUCAAUAACGGGCCUUGAGAAUGCCAUAAACCUUUCCCCUUUGGGCAGUCAAGUGCGCGAUCUGCUUGCUGAUGCCAACAAUCGUGAGUUGCUUCUGGCCAGCUACGGCUCACUUUCAGAACUGGUGUUUCUAAGCAGCUUUGCCAAUCUUCAGAGAUGCCUUGCCGACGACGAUGUUGCUAUCUUCGAUUCAACCAUCUAUGUCGAUGUUUCGCCUGUCAUGUCAGAGGUCUUGAUGACUAGUCUGACUCACCUUUUGCACACUAUUCUGCAUCGUAACAAGUGUCCACCUUCGGACUGCCUUAGGUCUCUCAUUCUACCUGCCGUUGGGGGCGAAAAUGGGCGUAUGCAACUCAAACCUCUUUCCGAGUUCAAGGCAGCGGGUCCUUCUUUUGCCGAUUUUUUGAGGAAGAAAUCGCUUGAUUUCCUUGCUGCAUUGAGGCUGUCCUACACAACGGUCAAGGGUCAGACUGUUUCGGGUGUCUAUGGGCUACUUGCAGGCGCCAAUGCAGCAGAUGCCAGGGAGGUGUAUCGUCUUGUUGGGGAUGAUGAAGAUGCUUCCACUUCUCCUCAGAGUCUCGGUGGGGUCGCCCAUUUUGGGGAGGGCAUCUUUGGCCCUCUUGCUUGA
Messenger RNA from Spirometra erinaceieuropaei, 1659 nucleotides. Lineage: Eukaryota; Metazoa; Platyhelminthes; Cestoda; Diphyllobothriidea; Diphyllobothriidae. The record is from the annotation of a GenBank genome assembly.